CUCUUUCUUUCUCCUCGAGCUCAGCUCAGAAGAAUCGAAGCCCUCCCAUCGCCAAAAUCACCGGAAACCCUAAUUCCUACCCCUGGAUGCAGAUGAGCUUCUCUAUGAAUCGAAAGAAGACUCCUUUUCAGAAGCAUCGAGAAGAGGAAGAAGCCAAGAAGAAGAAAGCUGAGGAUGAGACUGCUCGAUUGUAUGCUGAAUUUGUGGAGUCAUUUCAAGCGAAUGAUGCACCUGGUUCAAAGCCUUUUGUUAGAGGAGGGUUGAUUAAUCCAAAUGAAAAGCUGAAGGCAGACUCAGAAGGUGGAAAUUCCAAAGAUGGGCUAUCUGUUCCAAAGAAGGGAACUAGGUAUGUGCCAUCCUUCUUACCUCCACCUUCUAAUAAAGAGAGAGAACCUGAGAAAAAGAGGGAGGAUGGAAGGCCAAAGGAGAAGGAGAAAGGAAAAUCACGUGCCAUUGAUAAUUUUUUGGAAGAGCUGAAGUUUGAACAAGAGCUCAGGGAGAAGCGUAAUCAAGAACGUGAACAACGGCGCGAAGGACGCCAUGGUGAUACUUCUGCUCCGCCAACACGUUUUGACGAACUGCCUGAUGAGUUUGAUCCAAGUGGAAAACUUCUAGGAUCAUUUGAUGAUGGGGAUCCCCAGACUACAAAUUUGUAUGUUGGGAAUCUUUCACCACAGGUGGAUGAAAAUUUUCUAUUAAGGACGUUUGGAAGGUUUGGGCCCAUAGCUAGUGUGAAAAUAAUGUGGCCUCGAACAGAAGAGGAGCGCAGGAGACAAAGAAAUUGUGGCUUUGUUGCAUUCAUGAACAGAGCUGAUGGGCAGGCUGCCAUGGAUGAGAUGCAAGGUGUAGUUGUAUAUGAGUAUGAGUUGAAGAUUGGAUGGGGUAAGUCUGUAUCACUUCCAACACAAGCUCUGCCUGCUCCUCCACCUGGGCACAUGGCUAUUAGAAACAAGGAGGGCAGCACUGUGAUUUUGUCUGGUCCUGCUGGUCCUCCAGUAACUUCCGUGACUAGUCAAAGCUCUGAGUUGGUGCUCACUCCAAAUGUUCCAGAUAUAUUAGUUGUUACACCAGAGGAUAAACACCUAAGACAUGUUAUCGACACAAUGGCACUGCAUGUCCUGGAUGGUGGAUGUGCCUUUGAGCAAGCUGUUAUGGAGAGAGGUCGUGGGAAUCCUCUUUUUAAUUUCCUAUUUGAGCUUGGAUCUAAAGAACAUACAUAUUAUGUUUGGAGACUCUAUUCCUUUGCUCAGGGUGAUACACUUCAGCGAUGGAGGACAGAGCCUUUUAUCAUGAUCACUGGUAGCGGAAGAUGGAUUCCACCAUCUUUGCCAUCAAUUCGAAGUCCAGAGCAUGAAAAAGAUGCAACCACGACAUAUGCAGCUGGCAGAAGCAGGCGUAUAGAGUUGGAGAGAACUCUCACAGAUCCACAACGAGAUGAAUUUGAGGAUAUAUUGCGUUCCUUAACUUUAGAGAGGAGCCAAAUAAAAGAAGUUAUGGGUUUUGCUUUGGACAAUGCAGAUGCAGCUGGAGAGGUGGUUGAGGUCCUUACAGAAUCGUUGACGCUUAAAGAAACACCUAUACCAACUAAGGUUGCAAGGCUUAUGCUUGUUUCUGAUAUCCUCCAUAACAGUAGCGCUCCAGUGAAAAAUGCUUCUGCUUAUCGGACAAAAUUCGAAGCAACACUACCAGACAUAAUGGAGAGUUUCAAUGACUUGUAUUGUAGUAUCACAGGAAGGAUCACUGCUGAGGCCCUCAAGGAACGAGUUUUAAAGGUUCUUCAGGUAUGGGCAGAUUGGUUUCUCUUUUCUGAUGCAUACGUCAGCGGUCUGCGUGCUACAUUCCUUCGAUCAGGGAACUCAGGCGUCAUACCUUUCCAUUCUAUAUGUGGGGAUGCACCUGAAAUUGAAAACAGAAGUAGUUCCGAGGAUCUUUCUGUAGGGAACAAGAUUAACCAAGAUACUGCAUUGGCCAUGGGGAAGGGAGCAGCCAUGCAGGAGCUAUUAGGUCUUCCGCUUACUGAACUGGAAAGACGAUGCAGGCACAAUGGUCUAUCUCUUUGUGGUGGUAGGGAAAUAAUGGUUGCAAGAUUGCUGAAUCUAGAGGAAGCAGAAAAACAAAGUGGGUAUGACCGAGAUGAUGGCAUGAGAUACCUACAAAGCCGUUCUGGCAAAUAUCCAAGAGAGGAUGAUAGUUUGGACCAUAGGGAACCCAACCAUGGGACUCAACCAGAUAAUUCUAGCACAUGGAAUGAACAUGAUGAGCUAGAAGAUAUGAAUGUUUCUUCCGUCUCUUUAGCGCAAACAUUUUCAAUUCCUCAGCCUGAGUUAAGAUCAUUUCCAAGCAAGACAGUAAAGUCUGACCCUGUAUUGCCAGCUUCGAAGUGGGCCCGUGAGGAUGAUGGCAGUGAUGAUGAAGAUAAAAAAGGCGGUCGAGGUUUAGGUUUAAGUUAUUCUUCAUCCGGAAGUGAUAAUGCUGGAGGUGAUCUCGAGAAGGAAGAUGAGGCAGAGGUGGCAACUGAUUCUGGCAGUCUUCCUCGUCCGGAAAGCAACAUGAGUGAAGAGCAGAGACAGAAACUUAGGCGAUUAGAGGUUGCUGUAAUGGAAUACCGGGAGACUCUUGAAGAAAGAGGCAUCCAGAAUCCUGAAGACAUAGAGAAGAAGGUUGUAAAUCAUCGUAAACGGCUUCAUUUAGAAUUUGGUUUGCUAGAUUCUGCAGAAGGGUCCAGUAGGCAUUCAUCUCAGAGAACUUCUAUGGAGAGGAAAGGGAGGCGUGAUGAUGGUCUUGAUUCUUCAAGGAAGAGGCACCGUAGCCAGAGUAGAAGUCAUAGCCCACAGAAGAGGUCAUUGGCCAGAGAAAGAGAGAACGACGCAGACAGGAAUCGGGAUAAAAGAAGGGAGCGUGAGAAGAGCGGGAGCAGAGAUAGAGAUGAUCUCGAGAAGGAUAGAACCAGAGAAAGGGACAGAGAUAGGAGAAGAAGGGGAAUAUGACUGGCAAAAAGUGGUAACUGUUGAUGGCCAACCCAUAAAAGUUGGUUCCUUGGUUAUGGACACUUCCUUAAGCCUAUGUUUAUGGUUUGAGUUUCGGUAAUACGGAGCAACAGGCACUUGUCCAAGAACAAAAUUGCAUCUAGAAUAUAUUUUGUUCUGCCCCUAAGUCAUACUUAAUUGUAUCAAUCCCCAUGAAUGCUAGGAACUGUUUGCAUUUUGAGUAGAGAAUAUGUGUCCUAAAGAGAAAUAGUUGUAAUGAUUUUUCAGGCACAUUUGGUUUUUACCGAACUUACGAAAAACUUUACAAGGUA
Messenger RNA from Asparagus officinalis (garden asparagus), 3298 nucleotides. RefSeq names its product protein RRC1-like. Gene Ontology annotation, molecular function: RNA binding. The transcript has 18 exons. Bases 87 to 2987 code for a protein of 966 amino acids. The record is from RefSeq and is a predicted model, not a curated record. Lineage: Eukaryota; Viridiplantae; Streptophyta; Magnoliopsida; Asparagales; Asparagaceae. Gene Ontology annotation, cellular component: nucleus. Gene Ontology annotation, biological process: RNA processing.